GGCCCGGGCUGUGGGGCCGGCCGGCGAUGGGGGAGGCCGGGCCGGGGCCGGGCGCUGGGCCGGGGCCCAGGGAGGCGCAGGAGCCCGAAGAGGACUCGGCGGCGCCGGGCGGCGCACGAGGGGGCCGGGCCGGACCCCGCGGCGGCAUCCGGGUGCUGAAGAGGAACGCGAAGCGCACCGGGGGCAGGAGCUGCCAGAGCAGGAGUCGGGUUGGUUCCCGGGAGAGGACCUGGCUGAAAGGGGACGUCGGACGAGGCUGCGUGUAUGUUUAUGGAAGAGACUCAGCAGCUGCGGCUCCUUCGGACUUACGCCUGGUCCUCUGCACAGUGGACACCCAAGCCUCGGAGAUCUGUGACGGAGAAGGGAGGGAAAACCUCUUUUUGCAGCUUCAUGGAGACCUGGUCAGGAGACUUGAGCCCACAGAAAAACCCCUUCAGAUUGUAUAUGACUACUUGGCUGGGUUGGGUUUUGAUGAUCCUCUCAGAAUGCAGGAAGAGGCAGCAAACUCCGAUCUCAGCUGUAUGAUUCGCUUUUACAGUGAAAAGCCAUGUCAGGUGGAGCAGCUGGAUCGCAUACUGCUCUCUGGAGUCUAUAACGUACGCAAAGGAAAGACUCAGCUGCACAAGUGGGCAGAGCGCUCGGUCACUCUCUGUGGUACAUGCCUCAUUGUGUCCUCAGUGAAGGACAGCCAUGCAGGGAAGAUGCACAUCUUGCCUCUCAUUGGAGGGAAGGUGGAAGAGAUGAAACGUCGGCAGUACACCCUUGCUUUCACAUCUGCUGGAGCACAAGCUCAGACAUACCACAUUUCCUUUGAAACGCUGGCAGAGUGCCAGCGGUGGCACCGGCAGGCAUCCACGAUUGUGUCUAUGCGAUUUAGCAUGGUUGAUCUUUCAUGCUACAGCCUUGAGGAAGUACCAGAGCACCUCUUCUACAGUCAAGAUAUCACCUACCUCAACUUACGCCACAAUUUUAUGAGAACAAGUGGAGCAGGGAGUCUUGACUCCCUUUGCAGGUUUUCUCAGUUGAAGAGUCUGAACUUAUCUCAUAAUAGACUGGGAGAGUUUCCUGUAUCACUGUGUGAGAUCUCUACUCUGACUGAGCUUAACAUUUCCUGUAACGGACUUCAUUACUUGCCAAGUCAGAUUGGCAAACUGUUGAAUCUCCAGACUUUCUGGCUUGAUGGCAAUUUCCUCACAUUCUUACCAGAAGAAAUGGGAAACCUGCAGCAGCUCAACUGUCUUGGGCUUUCCUUCAAUAACUUCUGUGAACUGCCUGCAAUUUGUGAGAAACUUGUCACCUUAGACAAACUAGCCCUGGCAGGGAACUUGCUAGAGACCCUGGACCUGACAGUGCUGAACCGUAUGAGUCACAUCAAAAGUGUGGACCUGAGGCUGAACAACCUGAAGAGAGCAACAGCUGACACUCUGGAGGGGAACAAAUCUGUGGCUUACAUGGAUUUACGAGACAAUCAGAUGACAGAUCUGGAUCUGAGCUCCUUGGUCAGCCUGGAGCAACUGCACUGCGAGCGAAAUAAGCUGAGAGAGCUGACACUGAGCGGCUUCUCCCUUCGGGCCCUGUAUGCCAACAGCAACUGUCUCACAGCUGUCAAUAUUUAUCCGGUUCCUGGUCUACUGACGUGUCUAGAACUCUCUCACAAUCAACUACAGUGCGUCCCAGACUGGGCCUGUGAAGCAAAGAAACUGGAAUUUUUGGAUGUGAGCUACAACCUACUCUUGGAGCUUCCAUCGAGGAUCCUCAGAAGCUUGAGUCUUCGGAAGCUGAUGGCAGGGCACAAUCGUCUGCAGAGCCUUCCACCUCUUCUAGAACACAUUCCACUGGAGGUGCUGGACCUUCAGCACAAUCUGUUGACUAAACUCCCAGAGACACUCUUUGUCAAAGCUCUGAACCUCAGGUACCUGAAUGCAUCUGCAAACAACCUGGAGUCCUUGCCCUCUGCAUGUACAGGGGAGGAGAGUUUGAGCAUGCUGCAGCUGCUAUACUUGACUAAUAACAACCUCACAGAUCAUUGCAUCCCUGUCUUGGUGGGACACCCAAACCUGCGGAUCCUGCAUCUGGCAAACAACAACCUGCAGACUUUCCCUGCCAGCAAACUUAGCAAGCUGGAGCACUUGGAAGAACUGAAUCUGAGCGGCAACAAGCUGAAAACAAUUCCUACAACGGUUGCAAACUGCAAGCUACUUCAUACACUUAUUGCACACUCUAAUGAAAUCAGCAUUUUUCCAGAAAUCCUGCAUUUGCCCCGUAUUCAGUUUGUGGAUUUGAGCUGCAAUGAGUUAACUGAAAUCCUAAUCCCUGAGGCACUGCCAGGUGCCUUGCAAGAGCUGGAUCUGAGUGGAAACACAAACCUGGUGUUAGAACACAAGACGCUGGAUAUCUUCAGUCACAUUACCACACUGAAGAUUGAUGCUAAGCCCUCCCUCACGGCAGAGUCGGCACUCACUUCUGCCUUCUGGAGUCACGGAGUAGCUGAGAUGGCAGGCCAGAGAAAUAAGCUCUGUGUGUCAUCCCUGGCACUGGGGAGCUUUGCAGAGGGGGUGGAGGCUGUGUAUGGCAUGUUUGAUGGUGACAAGAACGAAGAACUGCCACGCUUGCUACAGUGCACCAUGGCCGAUGUGCUCCUGGAGGAGGUACAGCAGUCUGACACCAUGUUCAUGUCCAACACCUUCUUGGUCUCCCACAGGAAGCUGGGCAUGGCUGGGCAGAAGCUGGGUUCCUCUGCUGUCCUUUGCUACAUUCGUAAUGAGGUGGCUGAUCCAGCCAGCAACUUUUCUCUGAUGGUGGCCAAUGUGGGAACGUGCCAAGCUGUUCUGUGCCGAAGUGGAAAAGCACUGCCUCUCUCCAAAGUCUUCAGCCUUGAACAAUGUUCAGAAGAAGCCAGGAGAGUCAAGGAGCAAAAAGCCAUUAUAACAGAGGACAAUAAAGUCAAUGGUGUGACUUGCUGUACUCGGAUGCUGGGCUGCACGUACCUGCAUCCUUGGAUCCUGCCCAAACCACAUGUCAAUUCCAUUCCACUGACUGUACAGGAUGAGUUGCUACUUCUAGGGAACAAAGCUCUCUGGGAACAUCUUUCUUAUGCAGAAGCUGUCUCAGCUGUGCGGCACCUACACGAUCCACUAGCUGCUGCAAAGAAACUCUGCACUUUAGCCCAAAGCUAUGGUUGCCAAGACAAUGUUGGUGCAAUGGUGGUAUGUCUGAACAUCAGUGAGGACAACUGCACAUGUGAGAUGCACAGCCUCACUCUGACAGGCCCUGGGGGAUUUAGUUCUACCACCACCAAACCAGCAACACCUUCUUGUAGCAGUGGAAUUGCUUCAGAGUUCAGCAGUGAACUGUCUGCCUCUGAGGUUAGCAGUGAGGUGGGCUCUACUGCAUCAGAUGAACACAGUGCUGUUGGUCUCGAUGGCAGUUUGCUGUCACGACAAGAACGACGUUGCAGCCUACAUCCGGUGCCCCCCCCAAGCAUCUUUCAGCGCCAGCCUUCCAGUGCCACUUUCUCUAGUAACCAGUCUGACAACGGUCUAGAUAGUGAUGAUGAGCAGCCUGUGGAAGGUGUGAUGACAAAUGGCAGUAAAGUAGAGGUAGAGGUGGACAUCCACUGUUGUAAAGGAAAGGGUCUGGAAUUAGAACAUCCUGCUGCAGAGUACAGCUCUUCUACUCCAAGGCCAGAGGAUGAGUCUGGUCUUGUACUCAUCAUUCGGAGGCAGAACAGUGUAAACAGCAACACUGUGCAGAGAGGGGUCAAGGAGAAGUGUGAACUCCAAAAAUCCCUUUCCACAUGUUGUCUUUAUGGAAAGAAGCUUUCCAAUGGCUCCAUAGUGCCCUUGGAGGAGAGCCUCAACCUCAUUGAAGUAGCAACAGAGGCACCCAAGAAGAAGACAGGCUAUUUUGCUGCUCCAUCCCAGAUGGAGCCAGAUGAUCAACUUGUGGUCCCACCUGAUCUGGAAGAGGAAGUAAAGGAACAAAUGAAGCAACACCAGGAGGACGGAGCAGAUCAUGAGCUGAAAGAACAUGCAGCACCCCUGCCAGAGGAGUUUGACACAGCUUUGUAAACUCUAAGAGUACCACUCCCACAUUGUCUAUCCCAGGAAGCUCUGUUUCAUAAGGGCUGUCUUGCCCUCUGAGGGAGCUGGGAUCUGCAAGGAGUACAGGCACCUGCUGCUUCCUUAAUGGAGUUGAGGAAGAAUCAGGAAGGCCAGAGUCUGGGCUGUCCACUUAACCUCUGUAGGGUCUCAGUUGUUCAAAAGAAACCGAUCAGCAGCUGAGCUCUGUGUUAGGGACUGUCUGGUAAGUCCUUGAACCCUGAGAUUCUGCCAGCUCUGCAGGAAAAGGGGCUGGUAUAUGUGUGUCUGGAGUGAGGAGGCUGCUGAAGGAGAAAUGGUCAGUGUUUAGAGUCCUGUGAAUAUUUCUGCAUAUCUAUGCAGUGUCCCACCCUCCUCCCCAGCACCUGACUUGGUUAUUUCUUUAAAGAAUACAGCCAGUUGCAAUGAAGCUGACUUAAGAAUGGUUUCCUACAUUAAUUGCAAGCACUUUUAUUUAUUGCACUUAAGCUGUCCUUUUCCCCUUCAGCCCAGCACUUUAUUAUUUAGGGUUAGGGGAGAAAGCACUCCACAGCAGGUAUGCUGUGGCCUUUUCCCAGUGGAUGUUCUUAGGGUAGUAGGGGUCUCAGGGUACCAGUGUUCUGAUGAGCACUGGUGUAGGGGAGAGUGAGGGUUAUAGUGGGAUCAUUCUGUGCAGGAUGAGAAAAUACAUAGCUGAGUGAUAAGCAGGUGCCAACCAAUGCAUUUUAUAUGGAGCACAGGAAUUAUCAGCUCAGGACUGGUUGAUUAAGGUAAUGUGUAGAUCUCAUGCUUCUAGCUGCAGAGCACAGACCGACCUCAGCAGCAACCUGGCCACCUUCAUCGUGGACACUUCACAGUAGAGGCUUCCUGUAUCCAGAACACAUGGGAUAAAGCCAGGAGCUUGUGCUUGUCUCAGUGCUCCGUCAGAGGAGCCAAGCUGUAAACAGUGGUGUGCUGCUCUAGGACUGGCAGAAGCAUCCAGUGCUCUUUUCCAUCAACAUAAACCUCUCCAUUGUCAGCUACAGCAUCUUUGCUUGCCUCUGGAAAAAGGAGUCAUAUUUGAAAUUCAGAGCAAACAGCAUUUCAUAGUAUGUGCCAAAUUUGGCCACAAAUAAGGUGAAAGUGUACUUGUUCCUGCUUAGCUUUCAGCACAGAAGCAAAAACUAAACUUUUCAUCUUACUAACAUUUUUAUCAGCUCUGAAAAAAAUGUUUAAAACAGUCCCACUAAUGAUGAACAGGCUAGUCUGCACUCAGAUGCCAUGUGUUUCCAUUAGGACUUUUGGUGCAGGGUGUAAGUUGGCUGCCUAUGUUGUCAUCUUGUAUAAGGGUUGUGGAGACCACUGCCUCUGUAGUAUGCAGAUCUGUCUUCCUUUCUGACAAAGCUGGAUAGCACCUGUCCCUGUCAUGUCAGUGGUGCAAUAAUCCUGACUGUAAUGUGGGCUAGUGCCUUGUCUUCAUUAAUUAUAUUUAAGAAGAAGACUUAAAAGUUUCUUUUGAAGAGAUCUGAGAGGCUUGUUUUGUCUAUUUUUGGAUCAAAUUUGGGCCUUGCUCAGAAGGAAAUACUGUGCAGACUAUUUGUGGAAUUCUGUCAAUAUAGAUAUUUUCACAAAAUCUAAUGGAGUUUUAGUGAGAUUUCAGAGCACCUUGAAUUUCCUCUCACUAGGAGAAAAAGGUAUUUUUAUCAUGCAUGAAGAGCAACGUUUUAGGAUAUACUUUGUGCUAGUUGCAGUGUAAUCACAAAACAACCCAACUUUUUCUAAAGUUUAAACUCUCACAAUUUUUGGUUGUUUAAAUGCCUAUUUCAUUUGGAACUGGGAGUUGAAGCUAAUUCUUAAAAUUACAGAAACAACAGCAUUUGAGUCCUUUAGGCAGAGAAACAACUGCAGAAAAGAUUCUAAUGCUAAACCCCAAAACUCUUUCAUGUUAUCAUCAUGUAAGUAUGCAGGAAAGGUUCAUCCCAAUGUAUUUGGGAUGCAACUUUUGAUUCUGUCACUGGUGAUAAUUUUACCAAAUAUCUGUGACUAGCCUCACAGUUUCUGUUGUCUGAAAGGGCUGUAGAACAGCCUCCAUUCAGUAUGGGACUGAUGCAGAAACCUCAUUUCUGAGUAAAACUGACAGACCCUGCAGUCCAAGUGGCACAUGUGAAUGCAAAUCAGGUCUCAAAUUCUUGCACUGAUUUGGAAAGUCCAGUGUGUCCUUGCCAGUCUGAACCAGUGGUAUUGUGUGCAGAAUUGCCACAAGGAGUUAGCAAUGAAUGGCUCUACCUAGCUCAAUGUUGAAGGAGUAAGGAAAACAUAGCUCUGCAAUGGAGCAUGCAGAAUUCUGAGCUGCACCUCUUAAAGGUAGUGGCAGAAUGGAACAGCAGGAAUUCCUACUUAGACUUCUUCAGUGCUGUUUCUGGUUUUGAAGCAGAAACGGGGUUUAAAUACAGCCAGCUCCUAUUUUCUCUGGGUAUGAACUGUCAUGGAAGACAUGGCUCGUUAUCUUACACUCGAGGCAGAAUCCACAGAUUUCUCUGAAGCUGGUAUUAUGAACUCUGGGCAUCACAGGCUGAGUUGAUUUUACCUGUUCCAAGUAAUCUUCCUCUAUUUGACUAAGACAAGCAGCUUCUGCCUAUUUUCCAUGUGCUUCUUCCGAGGAUUAAACUUCUCCUUUACCAUUUCUGCCAUGGCAUUGUGAUGCUUUUUCUCCAGUCAUCCAAAAUCUUUUUCAUGCAUUAAAAACAGUGCCUGUUCAUCACAAAAAAUGCUGCUUUUUCCUAGGCCAGUUUUGGGUGUCAGCAAAGACACUGGCAUCAUUUUUUCAUGCAAAUGUCUUGGAUUUUCUAACACAAGAUUGCAACUGCUGAGACAUGUUUCAGGGUCACUGUCAUCCAAAGAAGUGGGUUUUUUUCUGACAUUGGUCAGACAGUGAUAUGGCUGGGUUAUCUUCAUCUGUCUGGUGAGGAAAACUCAUAGAACAGUGCUUCCCUCCACUACCUUUAGUUUUCCUGCCUCCCUCUGUGUCUCCCCUACCUUAUUUAUUAACACUACCUUAGAUUUCAAACUCCUAAGGAGCAUUCCUGUAGGUGGAACAGGUUUGAAAGAGCGAGUCAACUGAAUGACUCAUAGCAGGGUAUAUAGGAAUUGUCUUCCCAGUUACCCUGCUGUUCUCCAGUCCCUUCCCUGAGACACUAUGUGAUCAUCACAUAAUCACAUCACUGAGAAUGUCCCAGUCAUUUGCAGACUUACUGUUAGAGAGAGGUUCUCACCUUGAGGUCCUCAGGCUGUUUUGUCCCUGCUAAGCAACGCAAGUCCUGCCACACUGCACGCAGCCACAGCCAUGUGAGGUUGAGUUCAUCGGUCCAUCUCUUCAGUAAUUCUGGCUCUGCUGAUAAGCAUGUUUGCUGAGAAAGGUACUCUGGAGGCACUGCUCUGUCCUGUCCUGUCCUCUCCUCUCCAGAAAGGUUUCUAUAAAAGGAACCCAUAAAGGUUAUAUUGAGUGGUGGGUAGCUGGGGCCCAAGUGUUAAAGGUAAGAGAUAGCCUCCAAGUUGCUCUCAGAACAAGAAACAUGCCCAAUGGAGACAGCAUCACAGACUGUUCAUACCAGACCAGAAUCUUCAGUUAGACAGGAGGAUAACAUCCUGUUCCAAGAAAGAGGAAGUAUUUCCCUCUCUCGGGGACAAGCUGCUGUGAAGUCUGAAAUCUUUCCCAUGGUACACAGGACCUUCAGCCACACCUGAGGCUUUGGACCUGUGGGGUUUUGCACUCUUUCCAGAUAGAUGCUGGUGGCUUUUGCGUUACUUGCCAAAGGCCUUUCUUCAGGCAGAUCACCUCUUUGGUCUUGUGCAAUCAUUGUCUGCUGUUCUAUUGCUCUCUGAAGACUUCACUGUAUUUUUCCUUUUUUCACACUUUAAAACGUUACCUUUUUUUAAUGACUCAUGUGACCUGGCGCAUGUUAAAUACUGCAGUGUACCAACUGUUUACUAAAUAAUCCCUUUUCAUGCCUUUUUUUU
Messenger RNA from Poecile atricapillus (Black-capped chickadee), 8075 nucleotides. RefSeq names its product PH domain and leucine rich repeat protein phosphatase 2 (gene PHLPP2). Bases 27 to 4070 code for a protein of 1347 amino acids. Gene Ontology annotation, molecular function: protein binding. The record is from RefSeq and is a predicted model, not a curated record. NCBI's taxonomy places the organism in Eukaryota, Metazoa, Chordata, Aves, Passeriformes, Paridae. The transcript has 19 exons.